GUGAACUGUCCAGUAGGUGUGGUAAGCAAGGUGUGUUAGCACAUCACGAGACUAAUUACACUCCAAAAAGGUUCAUGAAAAGCAAAUGGAUCGACAAAUGAGCCCCUUUCCGUUCUGCAAGGUGGAAUGCAAGGCACAUCCAGGUGCUUGAGCUGGGGAUUUGCACCUGACCAUGUGCUCUGGUCUUUGGACAUCUGGCUCAAGGCGCUCGUUUGAAAGGCCAACUGCCUGUUGUUGCGUCAGCUUUCUUCCCGCCCGCCGGCUGCUGACUAAACGGUCAUGGCGGAGGAAACCAACGAAACCAACCAAGAAGUGGCUGAGGAGGGAGCGACCGAGUUUCAAGCGGUGAGUGAAGCCAGCGAGGACGUGGCUCGUGAGGACACCAUCACUGAGCUCGUGGAUGAGGAGGACGAAGGCAAAGACAAGCUUGACUCCGCUGAGACACUGAAUGAAUUGCUUCAUUUGUCGGCAACGGAGCUGUGUGUUUUGAAGCAAAGUUGGGAAAUGUUCAUGAAGAGUCUGGGUGGAGAACGGGAGACGGUGGGUGAUGCGAUCUUCGGCGCUUUGAGCCACCGACUCACCUGCAUCAAGGAGGCGUUUCAAGGCCGACCACGUGCCAUCAUCUCCUUGAACCUCUUCAACGGCUUCCGCUUGCUCUGUGACAAGAGCCCAGUCCCAGAAGACCUCCGGGUGCAUGUGGAAACCUUGGCCUUCAAGCAUUUGGGCUGCGAAAUCAAUCAGCAGCGCGUGGACGGGGUCACGGAGGCCUUUUUGGAGCUGGUCACGCAGAACGUGCCAGACCUUCCUCCUGGCAGCGUGAACGUCUGGCAAAAGGUUCUGACCUAUACGGGAUCCUGUUGCAGGUAUAUCAGCUCCACCUACACAGACCGGCUCAAGAUCAUCCAGGACGAUUGGCGUGUCAUCCAGUCAGCUCAAGACCAAGAGCAUGAGGAGGGCACCGAGGAGCAUGUGAAUCGGAGCUUCGCCGGGAUGUGCGCCUUCAGCAGCGAGGUCAUCGGGCAACCCACGGAAGGAUGGAUGGAAGAAAUCUUGCAGGUUUUUGAUGUGCUGGUGGAGCGGAUUGGAAACCCAUCGCACUUGAUGGAGGAGUGUGAACUGCUGGCCAUCAGUAUGAUCACCAAGGCGAAGGACAUUCAGUUUGAGAAGUUCAAACCCGUGAUGCUUGCGGCCCUGCGCUCUUUGCUGCCGAAGAGUUGGAGCACGACCCAUGAGACGGCCUGGGAGUGGCUGUGGGCAACCAUCAGCCACAACUUGCGGGAGUCCACCAUCAAGGCGAGGGAGUUCAAGCCCUACAACGCCCAACUCUUUUCGAAGCUGGGGGAAGGGGAGAUGGACUUCUUCCGAAACAACCUCUACUCGGACUUCUUGGCGAAGUGCCCCGCGAGUCAGGAGAUCUUCAAGCAGUCUCAGACCCGACUGCACUACAUCGCAGACCGGGUGCUGCAGUCAUCCUACGAGAUGUUCCACACGCCCAAAGAUGAGAUGGUGGAUGAUCUGAGCGGCCUGGGCUUGCGCCACGUAGGCUAUGGCGUUCCCAUCGAGCUUUUCGCGCCCUUCACAGAUUCCUGUGUGGCGGUGGUGAAAGAUGUGGUUGCGAACAUGGCCAAAGAAGCAAACCUGGCAGCAUCGACGACUCCGACCAAGAAGAUUUCCUCCAACACUAUCACCGGGGGCGACAGUGAUGAAGUUCAGGAGUUGAUGGUUGAAGGCUUCCGAUGGUCCAUCGGCCUGGUGGCUCGAUUGCUCAUGCGGAUCAUCACCGAAGGCUCCACUGCAGUGAUGCAGGCCAUCUACCAAGAUUCUGCCCAGCUCUUGGGUGCUGCCCUACGAGAGGCUCCACGAUCUGAACGAUCCCUCUUGCAGCUGCGUGUCCGCGUGGGCAGCCAAGCGAUCUCUCCACUGUACUGGGCACUCAGGAGCGGUGCCCACACGGCAGCCAAGACCAUGUUGGAAGAUGUACUCACCAUCCGAGCCGACCGGGAUCGAUACUACUACGGCGUCGACCACCUGUUCACGCAUCAGCCAGAAGUGGCGGCAGAUUUGCUUCAAGAAGCGCCCAAGUUGGCGAAGGUCCUCCUGGACGGACUCAUUUGGCGAUCUCACAAGACAGAGGAGGGACUUCGACCAGUGAUCUACUACAUGGAACAUUUGGUGCAAGACCCGGACGAGACGCAGAUGAUCUCGAGAGCCUUUGUGAGCUUCGUUCGCUUCAAGAAUCCGGGAUUGAUUGUCCAUCCCAUUUUGGUCUUCGUUUCAGAUCUGGUCUGGGACAAGUUGGCAAGGAGCUACUUCCUGUGGGAUCAAAUCUUCAGGUUGGUGAACUUUGUGAUCUUUCUCAUUUCAGCCUGCUUUAUGAACCGCGCCGAAGUCAUGCUGGAUCCAGUGUGGUCCAAGUUUCUCAUGGCUGCGAGAGUGUUGGUCUAUACCAUGGGAUUUGGAAAACUCCUGUAUUCACACAUCUAUGAGAUGCACAAGGCCUCUGUGCGAAAGGAGUGGAAGCAGAUGUUGGGGAUUCGGGUGCCAAAGUACCUGCUGAAGACCACGGAGAUGUUGAGCUUCUUCUUGAUGGUGGAUAUGGCCUUCAUGCUGACGGCUGAACCCUUGCUCCACUGCUUUGGAUAUGAGGCAGAUGUCCUGAUCGCUUUCACGUGCGGUGCCUGGACGGAUGAGCUGAGCUUCGUGUACCAGUUCUUCAGCAUUAUGGGGAUCUUCCUGUAUGUGGCGCUCAUUUUCGGCAUUGGCAGCAGCAUCUCCAUCCAAAUUUCGGAGUACCGGGUCUUGUGCCUCCGCGCGGUGAAGCAGGUGAUGCUUUGCUUCGGGGUCGUGGCCUUGGCGAUCUUGACCUUCGCACUCUCGAUCAAUGCCAUGACCCGCGAGGUCCGGAACAUCUCCAUGAGCCAUGAGUGGAAGGACCUUGGCUCGAUCGUGACCAACUUGUUUCAACUGGCCGUUGGCAUGCUUGACCUGGAAGUCCUUGGUCACAUGGCCGACGAGAGCCCCUUUAUGCUGAUGGUCCUGGCUGCGUUCAUGCUGUUGGUCUACACCUUCUUCUUCAACUUGUUGAUCUCGCAGUUCUGUGGGGUCCAUUCGGCCCUGGCCAAGGACAGCGAGGGCCAUGCCCGGCUGUCGCGAGGAGAGGUGAUCUUGGACACAUUGAAGGCAGUGCAAAUGAAACGUUGGAAGCAGUUCGUGACCUCGUUGGCCUUGGAGAAGCGCGUGGACUUCGCCGAGGGCGACAUCGGUCUGCCGGGAGGUCUCAAAGUCUUUGAGCCCGCAGGAGCCAAUCCCAAGACACAGGACCAGAUCAUCCGUUUUGGAGGACAUACGGAUCCCUCCUUGCCGUGGCCCGAGAAGCAUCAUGAUGAGGGCAACAGUACGGAGAAGAUGAUCCAGAAGACGAUCCAGAAGUCGCUCCAGCACUAUUUGGGCAAGAAAGGUGGCACUGACAGUGACUUUACGCUGAGUAGCAGCCAUAACAGCAGCAGCCGCAAUGGAGGAGAUUAAGCCUAGCAGUUGCGCCAGACUUUCUGCAGAUUUUGAGCUCUGCUGUACCCCUUCACCAACUCAAUCUCAAAACGAGGACUCCCCUUCAAGAUGGUG
Durusdinium trenchii is the source of this 3621-nucleotide messenger RNA. The record is from the annotation of a GenBank genome assembly. NCBI's taxonomy places the organism in Eukaryota, Dinophyceae, Suessiales, Symbiodiniaceae.